AUGCUUGAUCAGAAGUUUCGAUCCCUUCCCCAGCCGCCGCCACUUGGCUUUCCGAUUCCUGCAGACCGCCACGCAAUAUCUGUCCAACUUCCAACAUGGGCGGACCUACAGGGAAUGGUCGCACAAGAUCCACGCAUCCUUCAACGGCAGCAGAUUGGGUAUCCGAGGUCGUUCUUGAAUCAGAAUGUCGUUCGAGUCAGCGAUGCAUGCCUCCAGCAUUUUGGGCAACCUGACGAAAACUGCCUGGUGUUUCCUGCGCGUGAACACGCACUCGCCUGCAGAGCCUUACUCCAAAGUCUGGCUUCUGAUUCUUCUCAAGAGUGUCGGACACUCGCUGCGGACUUUAUUCUGGAUGCAGGUCUCGGGAACACCCGUCGGCGGUUUUUCCUGGUGCUGUUCCCUGCUAAAUCUAAUAGCACAGCGAUGGGAUUCUGGCGACUGACAGGAACAGGUAUCUCAUCGCGUCUCGCCGAAAGCCUCCAUGCCGGUUUACAUCGUAUCCAGGCCGUUCCCCUGAAUGACUCGGCCGAUAGACCCGGCCUGCACCGAGAACUUGCGAAUAGAGACACUGAUGAGAUUGUGAAGUCACGCAUCGUAGGUCUGCUGAAGCGAGGUUCCACAAACCCAACCCACAGUGCACAAUUCUCCCCGUCAGAUGUCUAUCUGUAUCCCUCGGGCAUGGCUGCAAUAUACGGGCUGAACAAGGUUCUCCAGGCGUGGAUGCCCGAGCAGAGCGUCGUUUUCGGCUUCUCGUACGAACUCACCCUGAAGCUUCUCGAGGUUUUUGGUAGAGGAGCCAAAUUCUACGGUCGGGGGACUUCAGCAGAACUAGAUCAAUUUGCGGAAUACCUCUCUAACGAAAGGCACAAUGGUCGCUCCGUACAGUCAGUGUGGUGCGAAUGUGCAUCGAAUCCUUUACUUCGCACGGUCGACCUUGCCCGCCUUCGUCGGAUGGCCGACGAGUACGGCUUUUUACUUGUUGUUGACGACACGAUCGCGAGCUUUGCCAACGUCGACCUGGCCGGUAUCGCAGACAUAAUCGUCACCUCCCUGACGAAAACUUUCAGUGGUUACGCCAAUGUCUUGGCUGGGAGCAUCGUCCUGGAUCCGAACUCGAUAGCUUACCCUCGCCUGAAGCAGAUAUUCAACGAUCACUAUGUCAACGAGCUUUUCAGCACCGACUCAUUGAUUUUGGAGCAUAACAGCCGGGACUUUCUUUCCCGAGCGAGUAGACUGAACACGAACGCAAGUGCCCUAGUAACGAUGCUCGAGCCAUUGGCCGGAACACCUUCAAGCACAGUCGUCGAUGUUUACUAUCCUUCGAGAUGCUGGUCGCGACCGAACUAUGAUGCUCGUAUGCGCCAUGCCACAAGCGAGUUCACCCCUGGCUAUGGCUGCCUCUUCACUGUGGAGUUCGAGAGCAUCUCAACCGCCUCUGCGUUCUUCGACGCGCUCAACAUACACAAAGGCCCGUCACUCGGGACUCCAGUUACCAUUGUACUCCCAUAUGUCCAGUUGGUCUUCCCAAGAGAGGAGGAGAAGCGUUGGGCUGCAUCUCAUGGGCUUCGGGAGGCGAUUGUUCGAGUAUCUGUCGGCCUUGAGGACCGGGAUGCGCUGGUGCGUGAGUUUAGACGCGCCUUGCGAGUGGCGGACAAGUUCAAACGGGGCAGAGAGAGCCGCGGGUUCUUUGAGAGCGUUUUGUAGAUACCCUAGGGAAGUCUCGGGACAUUUUUCUCAUCGUAUCAAGCAAGUGGACAAGCUG
Dissoconium aciculare CBS 342.82 is the source of this 1762-nucleotide messenger RNA. Its product is annotated as cystathionine gamma-synthase. The coding region runs from base 1 to 1704 and encodes 567 amino acids. Gene Ontology annotation, biological process: transsulfuration. Gene Ontology annotation, molecular function: pyridoxal phosphate binding; cystathionine gamma-synthase activity. The record is from RefSeq and is a predicted model, not a curated record. The transcript is spliced from 4 exons. NCBI's taxonomy places the organism in Eukaryota, Fungi, Ascomycota, Dothideomycetes, Mycosphaerellales, Dissoconiaceae.